Molecule: messenger RNA, 646 nt
Organism: Periconia digitata
Lineage: Eukaryota; Fungi; Ascomycota; Dothideomycetes; Pleosporales; Periconiaceae
Source: the annotation of a GenBank genome assembly
UAUAGUGCUCACCUACGAUCGAACUCGGUUGCUGCUCGACUUUAACCAGCUUCCCUAUCGAUUCACAGAAACAUUGACUGCAUGUCUCACGACUAUGGUGGCAGCCUUCAACGGCUGGUAACAAGGCCGCACGUACACUUACAGCGAGGAUGAAAGAUUCGAACACGUCGAAGCUGCAUCUUGAAACAUUUCCACCACGCGCCCGGCCUACAUGAAAGGGACGCGUCACUUGAACGUCUUGGCUUUGCAUCACAACUCUGGUAAAUUCCAUUCUGGUCAUCUCGAUUAGAAAGAGACCGAAUAGCCUUCCACCCAUAUGACCCUGCCACCCCCAAAAUCUUUCCGCAGUGCUCCGUUCGAUAUAUCCAGUCAUGAUCUCCUCCGUUUCCGCUUCGCAACGCUUCCCCCCUUUGCAAGCACGCGUAAUCUCAGUGAAACCGGCACCUUGACCGAGUCUUUGAAGGGAGGCACUGCCACUGCAACAAGCCGGCAUCGCUCUUCGUGGGGUGUGAUGGUCUAAUCUUUCGGUGUGGAACCAAGCCCGAUCUGCAGAGAUAUACGGCCUUGGCUGUGAAUUAAGGUUGCACCUGCCGGCGACAGUGGCUGUUGCUUGUAGACGUGGGGACAAUUGUUGAGUCGUACUCUU